AUGCCAGCCACUGUCACUCUUCACGCGAGGGUCAACUGCCCAAUCUCUGGGCCCAGUGAAAAGAUGUCUAUCCUCCCUCUCAUCGACGAGAAUAUCAAUGAAGCCGACCCAGCUGAGGUCGCAUUCAAAGAAUGGACGUGGGGUCUACCUAGAGGAGGCCUCAAAAGCUACUUGUCCUCCGACCACAACAAGUUAUUCUUGCGUCGUGACAUCGCGCGAAUGUAUGCCAAAUACGAAUUCGUCCUCGCGCCCACUUUUCGCACCUACCUGGAUGUACUCAGCUUCAUCAACCGUGCCGGGAUUAUCAACAGAGAUGAGAAGGAUACUUCGCCGCGCCGUCCAUUGACCGGGCUCACAUCUCCCAACGGUCUCUAUCGCUAUGUAUUCAUCCCUUUCACCGACGCGGCGCGCCAACUUGAGAAAGAGAUCGGCCUGCAGCCGCAGACGGAGGACGACUCAAACGGUGGUAUCAACCCUGCGUACGACAGGCCUUGGCAUCCCGGAAGCGAUCGGUAUCGGGUCGUGGAAUGCUCAGCGCACCCGUUCUCUAUUUGCACCUGGGCCGAGCAGGCGUUCGACGCCCACAACCUCGGCAAUUAUAUCACCGCUCAGUGGGCGGCAUGCGCAAGCUUCAUCCUCGAGCAAUGGCGAUGGGCUGGGGUCACUGUCCCGCAAUGGUUUUUGGACGCGCCAAAGCAAAACGAGAACGACUGCGCUGUCUACGGCUCCGAAAAGUCGGGAUAUACCCUUCCCCCCGUUAACUCUGUCGUGCAUACGGUCCCGAGGAUCGAGGAUAUCCUCCGAUACGAUCAUUCGGACUAUCCGCAGCCUUGCGAGAAGGUGCUGGACUGGUACCCGAGGCUCAAGCCACCCUUCCUAAACCCCAACCGCGCGCCUCACAUUCCGCGCCGCUCCGUACGGAUAGCGAAAACCUCCAAUCCGUACGCCCGACCGCCUCCCACCCCUCGCCGCCGUCGCAAGGUGUCUCCCGCUGCGCGCGCGUACCAACGCUGUGCAGAGGAAGAGGUGAUGCCCGCGUGGAUACAACUGAACGGCAACUUUCCGACCGAGCUGUUCUCCAGUACAGAAUGGGCGUUCUUCUGCCAUGGGACGUCGCUCGACGGCAAACUAGGCAAAAUCAAGACGGGCAGCUAA
Messenger RNA from Schizophyllum commune H4-8, 1155 nucleotides. RefSeq lists its product as uncharacterized. Lineage: Eukaryota; Fungi; Basidiomycota; Agaricomycetes; Agaricales; Schizophyllaceae. The coding region runs from base 1 to 1155 and encodes 384 amino acids. The transcript has 4 exons. The record is from RefSeq and is a predicted model, not a curated record.